AUGGCCUCUAUCCAUUCGUUGCGCAACGUGAUCCUGCUUGUUGCGUGGCUACUGUUGCACCUCGGGUCCAUUUGCACCGCAGCACAACCUGAACCUUCGAUCGGAUCCGUCGCUGCAGUGCCGUCUCCGGCAAGACAGGACUGGAGCGCGCUGCCGAGGGCGUCGGUGUCACCGCUGGGCGCCUUCUCUGUGCGGUUCGGACCAGGAGCGCAAACGGUGCUUCCAGUCACAGGCACAUCGAGUGCUACUUCUACCGCUCAGUCUGGGAUGGCUUCGAUGAUGAGCGGUCUCCAGAGUCAAGCCGCUGUCAUGCACUCCAUGGGCGCUCAGAUCAUGCCGAAUGAAACCGGCUUGGAGCAAAAUCACAUUAACCAGAAUCAGUUCGCCACGAUCAAUGCUGAACUUGAGGGCGCUCUGAAUAACAUGCAGGAUGCAUAG
Molecule: messenger RNA, 438 nt
Organism: Cyanidioschyzon merolae strain 10D
Lineage: Eukaryota; Rhodophyta; Bangiophyceae; Cyanidiales; Cyanidiaceae
Exons: 1
Coding region: 1-438 (145 amino acids)
Source: RefSeq, a predicted model, not a curated record